Podarcis lilfordi (Lilford's wall lizard) is the source of this 8259-nucleotide messenger RNA. NCBI's taxonomy places the organism in Eukaryota, Metazoa, Chordata, Lepidosauria, Squamata, Lacertidae. The record is from the annotation of a GenBank genome assembly.
GUCCUGACUUGAGCUCCAAACAGAGUCCCACUCCUAGUCCCCAUCUACCAAUCUCUCUGGCUUCUCCUCCGCUUCAGAGGGCUUGCUGGGGAAGACAGCUUCUCCAAACACACCUAGAACGAAGGGAAGCCCUCAACACCCCCUAAGUCUUCAGUGGCUGCUUAUUGGACCACUUGUUUUGAACUUGGUCACCACUACUUGUAUGUUUGGAGCUUUGACUCUGGUCCAAGGCAGCCAGGAUUUUUUUUUUUUAAAUAUAGGUUUAAGUCCAGUUUGAUUCAAGAAAACAACUCAUAAAACUGGUUUUCAGGUUUCUGGCCAGAUUCUGCUGGUCGUUACACAGCCCAAAAGGAGCAGCCCCACACAGAUAAUUUUCUUGUAAAGGAGAGGUUUGAAAUUUGAAACAAGACUUAAGAGGCGGCCCAUGGCGUCAGGAAGUGCCGUGUUGGAGUGCUGCGAGGAAGCGACUUGGUCCAUCUGCCUGGAGUACUUCAAGGAUCCAGUGACCAUCAACUGCGGACACAACUUCUGCCAGGCCUGCCUCACCCUCUUCCUGCCCUCAGUGCAGGGAAACCGUUCAGCAGAGGAACUUCCGGCCAAAUCGACAGCUAGCAAAUCUUGUGGAGCUGGUCAAGAAACUUCAGGAAGGGAGGAAGGAAGAUGGCAAGAGGGGAAUGUGUCCGAGGCAUCAGGAACCCCUGAAACUCUUCUGCAAUGAUGACCAAGACCCCACCUGUAUGGUGUGUGACAGAUCCAAGGAACACAGAGAACAUAGUGUGUUCCCCAUGGAAGAGGCUUCCCAAGAAUAUAAGGUAGAAAAACACCACCGUGGACUGACGCCAACCUUGUUUUAAUUUUGGUGCCAGGAAAAUGCAUUUUUGUUUUCCUGGGUGUUUGGGAAGCACAAAUACUCGUAAUCUUAAAUUACACUAUUAGACCUGUUUUUCUAACAGUGUAGUAUAAUACAGUGGUACCUCGGGUUACAUACGCUUCAGGUUACAUACGCUUCAGGUUACAGACUCCGCUAACCCAGAAAUAGUACUUCAGGUUAAGAACUUUGCUUCAGGAUGAGAACAGAAAUUGUGCUCCGGUGGCACGGCAGCAGCAGGAGGCCCCAUUAGCUAAAGUGGUGCUUCAGGUUAAGAACAGUUUCAGGUUAAGUACAGACCUCCGGAACGAAUUAAGUACUUAACCCGAGGUACCACUGUAUUAUUGCUACUGCCCAAACCACUUUAUUAUGGUGUGUAUCUGAAGAAGUGUGCAUGCACACGAAAGCUCAUACCAAUAAUAAUAAUAAUAAUAAUAAUAAUAAUAAUAAUAAUAAUAAUAAUAAUAUAUUAUUUAUACCCCGCCCAUCUGGCUGGGUUUCCCCAGCCACUCUGGGCAGCUUCCAACAGAACACUAAAAUACAAUAACCUAUUAAACAUUAAAAGCUUCCCUAAACAGGGCUGCCUUCAGAUGUUUUCUAAAAGUCAGACAGUUGUUUAUUUCCUUGACAUCUGAUGGGAGGGCAUUACACAGGGCGGACGCCACUGCCGAGAAGGCCCUCUGCCUUGUUCCCUUUACCUUCACUUCUCGCAGUGAGGGAACCACCAGAAGGCCCUCGGAGCUGGACCUCAGCGUCCGGGCAGAACGAUGGCGGUGGAGACACUCCUUCAGGUAUACAGGACUGAGGCUGUUUAGGGCUUUAAAGGUCAGCACCAACACUUUGAAUUGUGUGCAGAGCAAGCUGUCACCAAGUCAAGAGCGAUCAAGGAGGCAGUCACACAUUCUCCCUUUUGCAAACUGCUGGAAACCUUGAAAACAGAAACUUCCUCCGACCCUUACCAAAAUCAGAGCAGAAUUUCUAAGGGAAUCCCUGAGCCACGAGGUAGGCUGAACUCCCCAGAAUAAAAGCCGUCUCUGCUCUUGCAGGAGAGAAUUGAGGCCCAGCUGAAGUCUCUGCAGAAAGAGAGAGACAAGCUUGUGGACUGGAAAGUGAUAGAAGAACAGGGAAGUCAAAAGUGCCUGGUAAGCAUCUCUUCUCGCUCGGAGAGGGUGCCACUGGGCGCUGGCUGCUAGAUCCCUCAGGCCACAUUCUUCCUUCCCACCCCGUCUGUGUGUGUGUGUGUGUGUGUGUGUGUGUGUGUGUGUGUGUGUGUUUCCCCCCAGAUGCAGCUGGAAGAGGAGAAGCAGAAGAUCAGAUUGGAAGUGUUUCUGGCUGGCCCUGCUGGAUGACCUGGAAAAGAAGAUUAAGUAGAGGCAGGAAGCAAACGUCACCAGGCUCUCCGAUGAGAUCUCCAGCAUCAGCGGGAUGAUUGCAGAGAUGGAGAGGAAAUGCCAACAGCCAGCAAGGGAAUUUCUGCAGGUGAGACUCAUAGUGGUGAGGAGGAAUGGAAGUUCCCCCAGAAUGUCUGCUUUAUAUACAUUAUUUACACAGUGGGCCCCACGUGAUUGGCUAAUUCCGGAAUUCUCCUGUAGGCCAAUCAGGUUGCGGAUUCACUUCCACCUGGAGCUGGAUUGGGUGGCUCCUGUGGACCAAUCAGACUGCUGCAUUCUGGAUCCUAUUGUUCUAGGACCAAUCAGACUGCUGCAUUCUGAAUCCUGUUGUUCUAGGACCAAUCAGACUGCUGCAUUCUGAAUCCUGUUGUUCUAGGACCAAUCAGACUGCUGCAUUUUGGAUCCUAUUCAACUCAGUACACAACAGACCCCACUCCUAGCUCCUUGUGUGAUUACUCAUCUUGGAAUAGAUCUUAUGAAUAUUUCCAUAGGCAUCUGUGAAAACAGGAGGGUGGAUUAGAUAGGCCAUUGGCUUCAUCCAGCAGAGCUUCUCUUAAGUUAAAAAUGGGGGGGGGGGGAAUAAGGGUGAUAUAUUUUUGGAUAAUAUGUUUUGUUUUAAUUUUGAAUAAAAAAUAUUAAAAAGAAAGAAAGAAGCUGGUUGCUGCUUCUGUUGCUAAUACAGUGGUACCUCGGGUUACAUACGCUUCAGGUUACAUACGCUUCAGGUUACAGACUCCGUUAACCCAGAAAUAGUGCUUCAGGUUAAGAACUUUGCUUCAGGAUGAGAAGAGGAAUCGUGCUCCGGCGGCGCAUCGGCAGCAGGAGGCCCCAUUGGCUAAAGUGGUGCUUCAGGUUAAGAACAGUUUCAGGUAAAGAACGGACCUCCAGAACGAAUUAAGUACUUAACCUGAGGUACCACUGUAGGUAUUUCCUUGGAACGCCCCCUGUGGGAGAGGAAAUUAGUUGAAGAAGAAAACACUUUGUCGAAAAGUGGGCAGGAAAUGAAGGAUGUGACAAGAGACUGGAAGCAAGUUCAGGCCAUCAAAAGUAAUGAGGAGAAAUUCCCCAUGUGUGAAAUCAGAACAGCUCCGAUUUCUUUUAUCUCUGAAGAACUUAAGGAAAGAUGCAGAUGAUAGGCCUUCCUCCCUGGAAAGAUGUUCUCUCUGCAUCUAUAGAAGCAUAUAAUGAUCAUUAAGCUUACUGUUAAUGACCGAAAGCCAUCCAAUAUAAAGUCUCUAGUCUGGAAACCUUUUCCCUCCGGUCUGUGUGUACGUGUAAAAAUAUAUAUAUCCCAUCAAGCAGCACAGAAAGUGAGGAUUAUCUGGUAGUGGGUUUCAGGCAGGGAUUCCUUGCAAGCCUUACCUGGUGAUACCGGGAACUGAAUUAAGGAACUUCUCUGUGUAAAGUAUGCAAAAUUAUUCCUCUGAACUGCAGUCUCUCCCUGUAUGGCUUCUCCUGGGGCAUUUUGAUCACUGGCAGUUUAUUUAUCCACUCAAUACAUGCCUUUUUCUUUACAAUUAAAUUUCUAGCCCACCUUUCUUCCCAAAGGAGUAUGACACACACACUCACACACCAAUGUCUUUUGUUAAAAGUUUCCAGGCUUGCUUACUAUUAUGGGCUGUAUACUUAAGAGCCCGUGUUGGCAUUCAGCUGUUAACAGAAUUUUAUGGAAUUCUGGGUGAUGUGGGAAAACUGGACAGAGACACAAAAUAGACUGUAUAAAUGCUGUAACUUCAAUCGUCCAGUGAUGCCAUAUAGGGGACAAUUCAGAAGAGAGAAGUGGGAUUCUCAUAGUUGUGGCAACGGGCAGUGGCUUAGAUGGGUUUUUCUUCUUCAAAAGUCAAUCAGUCCAAUCCAUGGAGCAAUCUAUCAAUGAUCCUAGGCAUAAUGGCUUUAUGCCAUCUGCAGGAUGAGAGGCCUGAUGCAGAAUAACUGGCCAUCAGCCACUGUGAAACAGGAUACAGUGGUACCUUGGUUCUCAAACGCCUUGGUUCCCAAACGCCAAAAGCCCGGAAGUAAGUAUUCCGGUUUUAAAACGUUUUUCAGAAGCCGAAUGCCCAAUGUGGCUGUCGGCUAUUGUUUCCGGGGCGCCUGCACCAAUCAGAAGCUGCACCUUGGUUUUCAAACAUUUUGGAAGUCAAACAGACUUCUGGAACUGAUUAAGUUUGGCGCUCUUUUUUUUGCUAUUUAUUUUGAGUUUUUGCUUUUGAGGCUUUUUCAGUUAAUUUGUUUGUAUGACUGCAGAAAUGGAUAAAACAAAACAAUGACGAUCAUCAAUGCAGGUCAGAAAAAAUAAUAAUUCUAAUUUUUAUUAUCUACUAUACUAUCUUAUUUAUUUUAUAGUUCAGUACAUUGAUUAUUGCUUUCAUUUUAUGGCUCAAUGGUCUCAUUAGAUAGUAAAAUUUAUAUUAAAUUGCUGUUUUAGGGGUAGUUUUUGAAAGUCUGGAAUGGAUUAAUCCAUAACUUUCUGUAGGAAAGCGCGCCUUGGUUUUGGAACGCUUUGGUUUUGGAACAGACUUCCAGAACGGGUUAAGUUUGAGAACCAAGGUAACACUGAACUGGAUUAGAUAGGCCUUUAAACUAUUUUUUUUAUAUACAUGGAGGGCUCUUUCCAUGCCCAUGGGUCUCACGGAGGAGCUGCUACUUCCAGCCCAGUGUAAAAUGCCUCUCUCUGCCGCCAACUCACACAUAAAGUCACUUGACCAUCCCACUCUUUCUGCACUCUGGGUUUCAAGAUCGCUGAGAGGCGGAAAAACUAUUAGAUAAAGCAAACUUUAUUAAGAGAGACCCUGUCUUGGCCCCAACACAAGAGGAGCAGCCGUCUUCGGCAGAAGCAGCAACAGCAGGCUUUUCACUCCCAAGAAAUCUCCAUGUCCAAACCCUCACUCCUGACUCUCCUGAGGAAGUCGUCAUAGUCUGCCCUGAAGAUGCGUGAGCAAGCCGGCACAUCGAGGAAGCUCAGCUGGUUUUCCGAGGAUAACAGCAGGUGGAUGGUGCUUCCGGACACCCUCGUUUCCAUCAAGGAGAGCUUCUGGAGGCGAGUCAGGGCUGUGGCCGGCGGCUCCAGCACCUGCUCAAACACGCUGUCCAGGGAGAAAGGCAGGCAAGCCAGCAGCAAGCUUUCCAGUUGGGGCGAAUGUCUGAGCAGGGACACAAGGCAUGCUCUAAACACGGCUUUGUGCUGGGAAGGAAGGGGGCCUUCUGAGUCAGGGUACAUCAGGAAAAUGUGCCGGAGGUGGGGGAAUUGAUGAGGUGCGGGGCUGAAAUUUUCCUCCAAGUCUUCGACCAUUUCCUCCUCCUCGUCGUCGUCGUCGUCAGGGGCACACACUGCUGGAGGAGGGAGGUUAGCCACCAAUUUACGGAGGUUCAGGCAGUGGCCCAGGAAGGUCCAGAAGGAAGAAGCAUCUUCGCAGAGAAAGCCGCUCAAUGAAAGGGAGUGCAGCUGUGCUCCGAGGGCGGCCGCCAUCGGCAGAAGAUCAGCAACAUCGCACUGGCUGUCGUUGUCAAGGGUCAGGCAGGAGAUGUGGCGCCACGAUGCAAAGUCCUGGCCAAAGCCAGGGCUGCCUUCGAGAAUCAGAGUCACGUCGGCCAAGUGCGGGCACACGGCUAAAGCGGCGGGCAGGCAGCUCAAUGCCACAUCGUCCAAUUCCGUGAGGGUCAGCGUGAGCCCGUGGCCGCUAUGGGCGGACAUCCUGCGUCUCGCCAGCUCCUCCAGGGAGGGGAACUCGGGGGCGACCGGGAUGUCGUCGAACUGCCGCCUGUAGAUCGCGCACACGGCCUCCAGAACAAAAGGGUGGUCCAAGACCGUCAGGCUGCGCAAGGCCAACAGCAGAAAGACCAAGUGCUGAACCAUGCAUUGGAGGAGAGGUCUACCCAUCAGGUAUCUGGCUCUGAGCACCUUCAAGGCCGGGGAGCGGAGCAAGCCCGUGGCGGGGUCGUAGGCCAGGUGGAGGAGGCACUCUGGAGACAGCCUGCUGCAAUCGACGACGUCCAGUUCGAGAAGCUGCCGGCAGUGGGAGCCCACGGCAGCAAGCACCCGGGCGUUGCACUGGGUGUCCGACAGGUUAAGUUGGAUGAGGCUCGGCAAAGCUUUCACCAGGUCGACGAGGGAGUCUGCGGGGAUCCGGCAGCAGCCUCUGAUAUCCAGGGAAGACAGGUUCUGCCGUGUCAGGGAAAGAGAAAGGGAAAGGUUUGUUUUUGCUCACGUACAACGGCGUUUGCCGACCUCCAGAUUCACCAGGCUACAAAUCCCAUCAGCCGCAGCCAGCGCAGAAGGCGUACGGGGCAGCACCAAGUUGGCAGAAGUCAUUGUAAAUACAGUGGUACCUCAGGUUACAUACGCUUCAGGUUACAGACUCCGCUAACCCAGAAAUAUUACCUCAGGUUAAGUACCGUAUUUUUCGCUCUAUGAGACGCACCAGACCACAAGACGCACCUAGGUUUUGGAGGAGGAAAACAAGAAGAAAAGAAAUUCUGAAUCUCAGAAGCCAGAACAGCAAGAGCAGUGAAAGCAGCAAUCCCUCUUGCUGUUCUGGCUUCUGGGAUAGCUGCGCAGCCUGCAUUCGCUCCAUAAGACGCACACACAUUUCCCCUUACUUUUUAGGAGGGAAAAAGUGAGUCUUAUAGAGCAAAAAAUACGGUACUUUGCUUCAGGAUGAGAACAGAAAUUGUGUUCCGGCCAGCGUGGCAGCAGCGUGAGGCUCCAUUAGCUAAAGUGGUACCUCAGGUUAAGAACAGUUUCAGGUUAAGUACGGACCUCCGGAACGAAUUAAGUACUUAACCUGAGGUACCACUGUAAAUGGCAGGCUGUGUAUUAAUGUGUUGGGUUCCAUGGAGCCUGUGUGUGUGUGUGUGUGUGUGUGUGUGUGUCCCCCUUAAUGUCUGCCCUACAGGAACACCUACCAAAACAUGGCACCCUUUGCCUGUUGUCAUAUGUUGCACAAAAUGCACAGAAGGCAGAAAUUGCUGGUCCAGCGUUCCACUGCUAAUGGUCUCUCUCUGCUAACAAAGCAUCGUACUAAGAGCACAGUGGCCCAUAGUACCAAUGCAGUAAGUAAGAAACACAUACAAGAAACCUCGCCGAUUUAUUGUCGAAUUAGCUUUUGCGGACAGGAAAACAAAGGGCGUCGACUUGAGCACAACUCUCUAUGCAUCUACACUAGCCCACGAAAUGUGCCACCAUCAGUUCCGUCUGGGGGUUAGGGCCUUAGGGCCACAUUCCUCCCUGGGCAAUCUUUCCAGGGCCGGAUGUCAGUGGUGGUUGUGGCGAGAGGCAAAACUGCCAAGCACAACGCAUGCGAAAGUUGCAUGCUCUCUGCAGGACUGGAAUGUUUUGCUGCUGGAGGCAAAAAAUAAAGUAAAAAACCCACAGCUGCUAGCUGCUAUCACUGUACAGUGGUACUUCUGGAUGCGAACGGGCUCCUGAGUAGAACGCAACCCGCAACUGUGCAUUGCAAUUCGCCGCUUCUGCGCAUGACGUCAUUUUGAGCGUCUGCGCAUGCGCGAGCGGCGAAACCCGGAAGUAACGCGUUCCGUUACUUCUGGGUCGCCGCGGAGCGUAACCUGAAAACGCUCAACCUGAAGAAUAUUUAACCUGAGGUAUGACUGUUCUUCGUCACUGCUGCCAUGCUCCAGCCUUCCUCCGUGAGCACAUUAUGCCGUGCCCCCUACUGCUACCACAGAGGGAAAGGGCUUAGCAGGGGGGGCAGCGGUGGGAGGCGGGGCACAGCCACGGGAGAGGCUGAACCACACUAUUUUCCCUCUGCACUUUCUAGACACAGGUACACACUUUUCCAGACCGUGUCAAAGCACUCCUUGCUGCCGCCGCCCUCCCUGUGAAAACACACACUUCAAUGCUUUCUCCAAUCAAUGGAGAACCCAAAUUGCCAUUUGUUCCGAUUCAACGUUACAGAGCGGGGUUUCCCCGGGGAAAGCAAUUGGAGGUGUUUGGACACGCAAGACCUUUCCCAGAAUGCGUGGAGCGAAAGUUAAGUGUGGGAG